This is a messenger RNA of Podarcis raffonei (Aeolian wall lizard), 2715 nucleotides long. RefSeq names its product vomeronasal type-2 receptor 26-like. The record is from RefSeq and is a predicted model, not a curated record. Bases 1 to 2715 code for a protein of 904 amino acids. Gene Ontology annotation, biological process: G protein-coupled receptor signaling pathway. NCBI's taxonomy places the organism in Eukaryota, Metazoa, Chordata, Lepidosauria, Squamata, Lacertidae. The transcript is spliced from 8 exons. Gene Ontology annotation, cellular component: membrane. Gene Ontology annotation, molecular function: G protein-coupled receptor activity.
AUGUCCACAGUUGUACAAGAACUGUGUCAGAUAAUGCUUGAUUUUUUCAAGUUGAUACCCCCGUGGUCUAUAACACAGAAAUACAUACCUGUGACUCAAGCACAUUUGAUUACAUCUGUAGGUGCAAAGCUAUCAGUGAGAAUUGUUUCAAAAGGCACCUGCACUGAGCCUAAACAUCCAGUCAUCCUGAGUGGAAAAUGUGAAAAGGUGAAGAUAAUUUGUUGUGCUGAGGCAUUGACUGACAGGAGUUCAGUGCCAAAGAAAUACCAGCACAUCUUGGCCUUGGCAUUUGCCAUAAAAGAGAUCAAUGAGAAUCCCAGCCUCCUACCAAAUGUCACUUUGGGCUUCCAUGUCCUCAACAGCUACUACGUUGCAAAGACAACUUUUAAAGCCACCCUCAGCCUGCUUUCCACACCACAUAGGUUUGUUCCCAACUUCAAGUGUGAUACUCAGAACCAUUUAAUUGCUGCCAUUGGAGGGCUUGUUUCUGAAACCACUGCCAAUAUGGCCACCAUCUAUACCACCUACAAGACUCCACAGCUAACUUAUGGAUCAUUUUCUCCAGUCCAAGGUGACAAAACACUAUUCCCUUUCUUGAACCAGAUGGUCCCAAAUGAAGCCUACCAGUACAGAGGGAUUGCCCGCUUACUUAAGCAUUUUGCAUGGACCUGGAUUGGACUCGUUGCUGUGGAUGAUGACAAUGGAGAAAACUUUUUGCAGACAGUGAUGCCCAUGCUAUCCCAGAACGGCAUCUGCUGUGCUUUCAUAUUAAGAACUCCAAAGCGAACUUACAUGCAAGAAAUGUUAGAGUCAUUGCUAACUCUGCUAGAUCAAUAUCCAGUCCUCACGGACAGGAAAGUCAGUGUCUGUCUCGUAUAUGGAGAACCUCCAGCUAUGCAAGUUUUGAGAAUGCUGUUGUUUACAGCAGAAAUGUCUGACUUGCCACCUCUGGGUAAAGUAUGGGUUGUUACAUCUCAGUGGGAAUUUGCUUCUUUAUCCGCUCAAAGGAUUUGGGAUACAACCCCCUUCCAUGGUGCUUUAUCCUUCACAGUUCACUCCAAUGAGCCACCAGGAUUCCAAACAUUUCUUCAAAUUGUAAGACCUUCCUGGUCUAAAGAAGAUGGGUUCAUCCAUGAUUUCUGGGAGCAAGCAUUUGGCUGUAGGUUGAAACAUUCUGAUGGGUACAGUCAAGUCUGCACUGAGGAAGAGAAGCUGGAGAGCAUCCCUGCAGUUUUGUUUGAAAUGAACAUGAUUGGCCAUAGCUACAAUGUCUACAAUUCUGUCUAUGCUGUGGCACAUGCAUUGCAUGCCACAUAUGUAUCCAGAUCCAAAAACAGGAGAUUUAAAAAAGGACAGAGGCUGAUGUUUCAGAAGAUACAGCCAUGGGAGAUUAAUCACUUUUUGAGAAGCAUUUUGUUCAACAACAGUGCUGGAGACACUAUACAGUUUGAUGAAAAUAGAGAAUUAGUUGCUGGUUUUGAUGUUACAAACUGGGUGACUUUCCCAAAUAGCUCUUUUGUUAGAGUAAAAGUUGGACAACUGGAACCUGAAGCUCCUGCAGGCAAAGAACUAAUCAUUAAUGAUGACCAGAUUGUCUGGCAUAGGAACUUUAAUCACGAACUGCCACUUUCUGUGUGCAAUGACAACUGCUAUCCUGGUUACAGAAGGAAAGAGAAGGAGGGAGAGAAAUUUUGCUGCUAUGAUUGUGCUCCAUGUCCAGAAGGGAUGAUUUCUGGCCAGAAGGAUGUAGAUGUCUGUGAAAAUUGUCCAGAAGAUCAGCAUCCGAAUGUUGACCAAAAUCAAUGCAUUCCCAAAGUUCUAAGCUACCUGUCUUACGAAGAAACAUUAGGGAUCAUCUUAGCUAUUUUGGCUGCUUCUUUGUCUUUGGUCACUUCUUUAGUGCUUGGAACUUUUAUUAAGCACAGGGACACUCCCAUAGUCAAAGCCAACAACCGAACCCUCACCUACAUCCUCCUUAUCUCCCUCCUCCUUUGCUUCCUCUGCUCCUUGCUCUUCAUUGGACAGCCUGGACACGUGACCUGCCUUCUCCGGCAAAUGACUUUUGGCAUAAUCUUUUCUGUGGCCCUUUCCUCAGUGUUGGCAAAGACCAUCACUGUGGUUCUGGCAUUCAUGGCAACCAAACCAGGAGCCAGGAUGAGGAAAUGGGUAGGGAAAAGGCUGACGAACUCAGUUGUCUUUUCUGGCUCCUUUAUUCAAGCUGGCAUUUGUAUGAUUUGGUUAAGUACUUCUCCACCAUUUCCAGAUACAGACAUGCAUUCACUGAGUGGGGCAAUUUUAGCAGAAUGUAAUGAGGGAUCAGCUUCCAUGUUUUACUGUAUCCUGGGCUAUAUGGGCUUCCUUGCAGUUGUCAGCCUCACUGUGGCUUUCCUAGCCAGGAAGUUACCUGACAGCUUCAAUGAAGCUAAGUUCAUCACUUUCAGCAUGUUGGUGUUUUGCAGUGUUUGGUUGUCCUUUGUUCCAACCUACCUGAGCACCAAAGGAAAAUACAUGGUGGCUGUGGAGAUCUUCUCCAUCUUAUGCUCCAGUGCUGGUUUACUGGGUUGCAUUUUUACCCCAAAAUGCUACAUCAUUGUGCUGAGGCCAGAGCUUAACAACAGAGAGCAGCACAAACACUGCAUGCAUUUCAGAACGUAUAUGAGCGUGAAACUGACUUGUGCUGUAAUCAGGGCCACCCCAACACGUUUUGUUGCUUGA